This is a messenger RNA of Microtus ochrogaster (prairie vole), 9658 nucleotides long. It is a transcript of the gene Tead1, whose product is annotated as TEA domain transcription factor 1. The coding region runs from base 241 to 1551 and encodes 436 amino acids. The transcript has 14 exons. Gene Ontology annotation, molecular function: RNA polymerase II cis-regulatory region sequence-specific DNA binding; DNA-binding transcription factor activity, RNA polymerase II-specific. Gene Ontology annotation, cellular component: transcription regulator complex. The record is from RefSeq and is a predicted model, not a curated record. NCBI's taxonomy places the organism in Eukaryota, Metazoa, Chordata, Mammalia, Rodentia, Cricetidae. Gene Ontology annotation, biological process: embryonic organ development; hippo signaling; regulation of transcription by RNA polymerase II.
CGCGCCCUGCCAGUCCCGGGAGCCGGCGAGGCUGGCCUGGGGCGGCCCGGUGCGGGAGCACCGCGGGGAGUACCGGCUGGAGCAGCUCAGGGGCGACGGCCCAGCGUCCCGAAGUUUGCCGCGCCAGCUCGGGCGGCCGAGGUUUGUUUCCUUCAAAAGGCUCCAGGCUUCGGCUUGGAAAAUCCAACCGCCAAAAUUGAGCCCAGCAGCUGGAGCGGCAGCGAAAGCCCUGCCGAAAACAUGGAAAGGAUGAGCGACUCGGCAGAUAAGCCGAUUGACAACGACGCGGAGGGGGUCUGGAGCCCUGACAUCGAGCAGAGCUUUCAGGAGGCCCUGGCGAUAUAUCCGCCAUGUGGGAGGAGGAAAAUCAUCUUAUCAGACGAAGGCAAAAUGUAUGGUAGAAAUGAAUUGAUAGCCAGAUACAUCAAACUCAGGACAGGGAAGACAAGGACCAGGAAGCAGGUGUCUAGUCAUAUACAGGUCUUAGCAAGAAAGAAAGUUCGAGAAAUUCAAGCCGCCAUUAAGGUGUCUAGUCACAUUCAGGUUCUUGCCAGAAGGAAAUCUCGUGAUUUUCAUUCCAAGCUAAAGGUAACAAGCAUGGAUCAGACUGCCAAGGACAAGGCCUUGCAGCACAUGGCUGCCAUGUCAUCAGCCCAGAUCGUUUCGGCUACUGCUAUCCACAACAAGCUGGGGCUGCCUGGGAUUCCACGCCCCACCUUCCCGGGGGCACCGGGGUUCUGGCCUGGAAUGAUACAGACAGGACAGCCAGGAUCCUCACAAGACGUCAAGCCCUUUGUGCAGCAGGCCUACCCCAUCCAGCCAGCAGUCACAGCCCCCAUUCCAGGGUUUGAGCCUGCGUCAGCCCCAGCUCCCUCGGUCCCUGCCUGGCAGGGCCGUUCCAUUGGCACAACCAAGCUUCGCCUGGUGGAAUUUUCAGCUUUCCUUGAACAGCAGAGAGACCCGGACUCGUACAACAAACACCUCUUCGUGCACAUCGGGCAUGCCAACCAUUCUUACAGUGACCCAUUGCUUGAAUCUGUGGACAUUCGUCAGAUCUAUGACAAGUUUCCUGAAAAGAAAGGUGGCCUGAAGGAACUGUUUGGAAAAGGCCCUCAGAAUGCCUUCUUCCUCGUAAAAUUCUGGGCGGACUUAAACUGCAAUAUCCAAGAUGACGCCGGGGCUUUCUACGGUGUGAGCAGUCAGUACGAGAGUUCUGAAAAUAUGACGGUUACCUGCUCCACCAAAGUGUGCUCCUUUGGGAAACAAGUAGUAGAAAAAGUAGAGACGGAGUAUGCAAGGUUCGAGAAUGGCCGGUUUGUGUACCGAAUAAACCGCUCGCCAAUGUGUGAAUAUAUGAUCAACUUCAUCCACAAGCUCAAACAUCUACCAGAGAAAUAUAUGAUGAACAGUGUUUUGGAAAACUUCACCAUUUUAUUGGUGGUAACAAACAGGGAUACACAAGAAACUCUCCUCUGUAUGGCCUGUGUUUUUGAAGUUUCGAAUAGUGAACAUGGAGCACAGCAUCAUAUCUACAGGCUUGUAAAGGACUGAACCUGGUUAUUUAUAUAGAUAGAAAUCUGUAUAUACACACACACAUAUGUGCACACACACACUCUCCAUUAUCCAACGACUGACUGUAAACCUCACCACAGGUGAUGCCCUGGCCCCCAGGUCACACCCUGACUUUUCUAAAUCCUGUUUGAGUGAACUUAUUAUUAUUUUUUCAUGUGUUCUUGCUAUCAUGUAGCUGUGAAAUUGUGAUGCAGUUUUUUGUGUAUUCCUCAGAUCUGCAACCCACAAUUCCUUGGGGAAGGUGAAUCUUACCAGCCUAAACCUCUCUCUCUGCAGACCUGUUUCCUGUUGUGGUAGAAAAUAGUUCUGAGACAGAGGAUUGGCCACGGGGCAUCGACUGCCUUUAUACAAAUGUAUUUAGUUCUUUUGUUUGUUUUUCCAACAUAAAAUUCUUGUGUUAAGAUACAAGUAAAAUUAAUCUUUAAAUGUAAAUUAGUACAAGAAAACUAAGAUUCUUUAGACUUAUCUUUGUAAUUAAUUAGGGUGGAAGUUAUGGAAGAAUGUAAUUCACUAAAUUAUUUUUUAAAUGAAAUCUUUCUUUCUUUUAAAAACCAAAUGUUAAACUAUAGCCUUAAGAAAUACUUGGUAGAAAUAUCCUAAUGAGACAAAUUUUUUACCUUCCCCUUCAAGGUUAAACUAAUACCUUAAUUCAUUAAACUGUUGAAACAGGUGUUGCAAAGGAAGAAAUUGUCACCCCUUAUCCUUAACAUAUAUAGUAUAUUUAAAAAUGUAAAAUUGUAUUGUACUAAUGUGAUAAUUGAUUAUUUAAUGAAAAAGAAAAGAUGGCUCUUUUUGCAAUAAGUAGAUAAUACUGAAACAAAUCUAAGCUUACAAUGUUAUAGUCUUGUGUGUGCAGUUACAUUUUAUAUGGUCAACCAAAUUUUUUUAUGGAGAAGAGUUCACAUUUGAACCACUGAAAUUUCAUAGCAAAAAUUUUUAAAUUGGCAUGAAUACUGCACUGUGAGUUGCAAAGGAUGUAGAAUCGUGUGGCUGGGAGAAAACUGUCAUCAUCUGGACAAGUAGAAGGCUCAUCGGGCUUGGUCACUGCUCCCCCAGACUGUCACUGUCGCAAGCCUCCUCACCAGCCUGUGGUAGUUGGUUGCUGGUAACCCAAUGUGCGUGAGAAGCUCUGAGUUCCUGCACGUGUGGAUAUUCAGUUCUCUGAACUCCUGUUUCCUGUGGUUUCCUAUUGCUCUUCACCUCUCUUGAUCUGCUUUACAGUUGUGGAUCUAUUUCCUCUGAGCGCGUCCCUUUCCUUGACAUCUCUUCAUAAGCCUCAGUGGUUCUUCAUGCGCUCUCUCUCCCCACACCCCUCUCUCUGAUCUUUUCAAGCAGACUCCCUCAUUCAGGUAGUUCUGUUUCCAAGAGAGAUUUCACCACUCUGAUCUGAGUAUUCCAAAGCAUUGCCCAGCAGCAUUGGUCUCAUGUGGCCAGUCUGGGGUUACUUUCCUAUGUUCUUUCUCACUGGGGAAGCAAGAAAGGUUACCCCUCUGCUUCCAAGGAAGGCAAGAGGAAAGCUAGAGUUUCCUUAGACUCAUGUGUACACACACACACAGAUAGGAAUAUGUGAACACAGUAGAACAUGACAUAAACUUUUUAAGUUUAAAAAUCAAACAGCAUGGCGAUUUUUUUUAUGUGUGUGCCAAGACUAUCAAGUUAAAUCCUACUUCUACUAUAUCCAGGUGACACACACCCCUUCUUUGUUCCAACAUCUGCUCUGGCUGUGCUUAUAUGGUAUUCAGCUACUUGUGGUCUUCGGUGGUUGGGCGUGGCUGGCAUGUAGCUAAAAGAACCACACUGGAUUGACUCUUGUCUCCUCCCAGCUGCAUCCCUGGUCCCUGGGAAGACCUGAGGAGAAUGUGCAAGACUUUGUCAUUAGCAAUAUGCCUCCCUUGUGUGAGCCAGCAGGGCAUUGUUCUCUUCAAGAGAACUAACUGCCUUGGUUCCCUGAGUCUAAGCGAGCCCUCAAAGAAUGGUUACCCUGGGUUUCUCCUGGUAGUCUUCAGAUGUUUAAAGAUCUGUCCUGGGGAUGUUUCUUUAGCUUUGAUUUCCUAUAUCCUUCCUCUAGAGGAAUGUCCUACUAUCCUGACACCAGGACCACACAAAUGGGUACAAAUGAUCUGUGCCUACAGGCCAGGCCAUCCCAGAAGGUGAUGGGGGAGAGGUCUACCACUCAGGAGUGGACUUGCCUCUCUAUACCUCCCAAGCUCUGGGGGUUUAUUUCUCAAGUACCACUUAGAAGGUACUGGUUGUCAAUGGGGAGGGGUAUGCUUUCUCAGAAUUAGGAUAAUGUCUCUGUUGCUUCACUGUCUGCAUCCUCUCCUUCCAAAUGCCUUUCCCAUGCGAGCGGUAGGAAUGGUCCUGACUCACUUUUUGCUCUGAAAACAGCUAUUAAUUCUUUAAUAUAUAUAUAUAUUUUUCAACCCCCCCCCAACUUAUUUCCUUCCUUAUAUCUCAACCCUUCCCAGCUUCCUGUUCUUUCUCACCUUUAAAGAAAGAAAAUAACCAUCAUCUUACGCCAUGAUGAAACACCAUGACCAAAGAAACAAAUUGGGGAGUGAAGGGUUUACUUGGCUUACAUUUCAGCAUCAUAGUCCAUCACCAAAGGAAGUCAGGGAAGGAACCCGAGACCAGGAAUUAAUGCAGAAACCCUGAAGAGGUGCCGCUUACUGUCUUGCUCCUCAUGGCUUCUUUAUCCUGCUUUCCUAUAGAGUUCAAGACCAGCAGCCCAAGGAUGACACCACCCACAGUGGGCAGAGCCUUCCCCUCUCCAGCACUAAUUAAGAAAAUGCCCUGCAUCCCCUCCCCCCUGCCCUUUCGAGACAGGGUUUCUCUUUGUAACAGCCCUGGCUGUCCUGGAAUUCACUCUGUAGACCAGACUGGCCUGCCUCUGCCUCCUGAGUGUUGGAAUUAAUGGCGUGUACCCCCACCACCCGGCUCUACAGCCAUUUCUUAUGGAGAUCUUUUCUCAGUUGAGGUUCCCACCUCUCAGAUGCUAUAGCUUGUGUUAAGUUGAUAUAAAACCAGCUAGCACAUCCACCAUGGCAAAUUCAUGCUGCCCAUAUACUUAAGGGUGUACAGGCAUCCACUGGAACCACAACCACACUCUUAAAAGAAAACUGGUUUUGGCUACCCCAGAAGCUAUCAACUGUCAGUAGCUCCUCAGCCUUGGGAUGGAGGCUCAUGAACCCUUCCCAGCCUCACUCAGUGCUGGAAUUUGCCCAGCUUGUUCUCACGGCCGCUGUGGGUUUAUGAGACCGAUGACCCUUUUAUGUCCUAAAGACACUGUUUUUCUCUCCAUCACCCUCUGUCCCACCUCCUGAUCCCCCAGUCUUUCCUUUCUGUCUUUAGGAGUCUUCUGGGGUAUCCCUGUCUAAUCAAUACUCAGCCCAGACUCGCUUUAUCUCCCACAUGAAAGCCUUGGGUAGGAUUGCGUCUGUUCUUCUUGGUUCCUUCUCCCUCUUUACAACUCCCUAGACCUUAAGGAUGUCCUGGCCGAGUCCUGUCCUCUCUCUUCUCUCACCCCUCCCUUCUUAGUGUUGUCUCACAGUGACUCUAGGACAGCUCUGUCAGGGACAUGUAUAGACAUCUUGCUCGCUCAUCACCUAGUUUAGAAGCCAUCCUUUCAACCUGUCCUGAGACUCCCACAGUCCAGCAAACUAGAGACCAGGGACAUUUUGGCUAGUUCACUGGCCAUGCCCUGUGUGCUGUCAGAGGUUUUUAGAAUCUGUGUCCACUUUCACAGUUGUUACAGCUCAUUGCUCGGGGUUGCGCAAGGUUCAGCCUUAUGUGAAAAUGGCUGCCCUUUCUCUUGCUUGUCGUUAGCAUAUUGAUAACCAGUUUUUCUCCACUUGUCCUGUGAAAGCUUCUCUCCUAUAAACCUCUUUGGAGGGGAAGGGGGUCAGGAAGAGCCAGGUGGGUGUUACUCUUCAACAUCCCCCCUCCUCCUGUACAGCUACCAUCUCUUUCCUGUCGCCCUUUCUGCCAUCUCUUGGAAAGCUGGGUACAGCUAGCCAGCACCUUCCCUGUAGCCAUCUGACUUCCAUUUAAAGAGCAUUUCUGUUUUGUCCUGUAGCCCUUACCUUACUGGGGCUUAAAAAGAGACACCCCCUCCCCCUCCGAUUUGGUUCUCACAAGCUCCCACUCUCUUCCUCGUCCUUUAGUUGUUGGGGUUAUUGGGGUGUGUUUCUCUUCUUCGUCCUUUAGUUGUUAGAGUUGUUGGGCUGUGUUUUAGCUGUUGGGGUUCUUGGGGUGUGUUUCUCUGCACUGCUUCAUGCUAGCUGUUGUGUCUCUUUUGGCUUUAGGGGUGGAGUGGACCUGGAUCUGUUCAGGAAGGUGGCUCAUACUCAGACCAAAAGAGAACACAGUUCAUUCCCCUUCCCACAGGGUGAGAGGUGCCUGGUCCAUAGCCUCCCGGCUAGUUAGUCACAGACAAGGGUGAGGGCUUCUCUUUCUUCUUCAGCCUCUUCUGGGUGGAAGCCAUCUUUCCUUGGUGCUCUGUGCUUAAGUGAUCCCUGAGAAUGCAUGGGCAGAGUCACUUCAGAUCCCCUGUAGCUGUCCCUGGACCACGAGCAGAAGGCAAGCCUGAUGUGUCUCUACACUUCCUCUGAGGACAGUUCUCCAGCCACAGGCUUUGAGUCAAAUUUCUGUUUGCCACCCAUCUCAGCAGCCAAGUCCUGUUCACACACCAGCCAAAACAGAGCCUUUGGUGUUAAAAUCCCUCAAAGGACUUUUAGAUCCAGGUCUUCAUUAGGCUUCGGUACCACGGUGGCAUUAGCCACUGUUUUUAUACAACCGCAAAUUUUGAAGUCACAUGACAGUCAGUUUUACAAACCAGGUACCUGUAAUUUGUAUACUUUUUGUAUCUGCUCUGGUGUACCAUACCUGUCCUAAGGAAGGGUAGAAUAACUAACUGUGUGUUGGGGUCCUCACCUGUGACCUUAGGAGGAUGCAUGAGUUGCUGACUUCUCUGUUGAUGUUUCUGUGGCUAAGCCCUGCACGUGUCUUUUCUGCAAAGCCUUAAAUCUUGGAGAUGUCACGUCGUAGGGUGUCGGUGUGACGGGCUGCCUGGGAACCGUGAGCCCUUUUGUAAGCUGGAAGCAUUUCUCUUACUACUGUUACUUUUCGUUUCCUUUAAGGGAGUUUUCACUUCCCAGCUGCCAAAGCCUCCCAGUGAAGCAGUGCCUUAGUACUACCUUAGUAGCCGCCAGCCUUUUCUCAAGCCUCUUCUCGGUGUCCUUUUGCUAAUUGGCCCAGUAUCUGAAGCAGGACAAGCCAAAUCAUUCUUAUUUUUGUUUCAAAAGCCCGUUUUUUAAAUCCAGCUCUAUAGGAAGCUGAGGACUUGGUUUCAGACAAGCCGAAUGGGAACCCAAGUUCCUCCCUUGACCAUGCUCUCACAUCCGCAUCCAUACCAAAACUAAAGGCUGCCACCCCGCAGUUUACUAGCAAGAGUGAAUUGUACUUUUCAUUGAUGCCUUUUUAAAUCCAUGACCAAAUACUUAGCUAUUUGUGAAUCUUCUGCACUCCUGCAUGAAAGUGCCUUUGGCUCGAGAUUCCAGCUUAGAAAGUGCCACCGUAAUAACGACAAUUUGUAGAGAGACCAAAAAUAUUUUGAGAUCACCAUAAUGCCUUUGGUUAACCGGGAUGAGUAACCAAUCACAGGCCUCUAUUCACGAGAGCACCGCGUGGUCCCUGCCUGCUGUGAGUCUGCCUGCCAGUGGGGACCCCACCACCACUCAACCUAUAGCACAGUGCGGCAGUGGGGAACCCUGCAAACUGUUGUGUCUGUGUGUGCCGACUCCCCCCGCCCCCCACUGCCCGGCAUGUCCGUCAAGUCGUCACCCAGCUCUGCAUCCCUGGGAAGGAACUCGCGCACAAGCACCCGAAAUCCCGGCCAGUGGACAGACACCACGGCUUCGCCUUCCCCAUGUGUCCAUGUCCAGUCUAUGGAGACUCUCAUCCACUGGGACAACAGUGCGCACUUGCCUGCUUUACACAGCGAUACCGUUCGGUUGUUGGAAGCCUCGAAUUGAGAUGACAGUGCAGAACAAAAAUCAAAAAUGGGUUCAUUAGGGUCAUUGCAGUCGAAGUGUCUCUGGGCAGAUUUUCUGGCUCCGGAUGUCCGAAAGUGCUGUAAGAGACUUCCAAAGAGCACAACAUUUGCAAUUUGGCGUUUUCAAGAAUGUUCUAAUCCUCAGAGAGCCAACUCUUUGAAGUAUGUGUCAGCUUAGAGUAAAAUCUUUGUGCAUCUGGAAAACCCUACAGUCAGGAAAAGGACAACGGAGGCAAAAAGGAGCCAGGAAAAAAAUAGUUUGCUUGGUUUUUUUUUUCUUCUCUUUUCCUUUCUUUUUCUUUCUUUUCUUUCUUUUUUUUUUCCAAUUCCUUUGCUGAUAUAAGUGUAAAAGUAAUGACAGAUAACUUCGGAAGUUAGCCUCGAAACACUACCACAUGUGUUCUCUGUCCUUCCCUGGUGUCGAAGAAGCAGCCGCUCUGGGCUCGGAAAUCACAGAAGUGAUUUGUAUCCACCCCAAGUUGUAUAAAAGUCCUGUUUGUUUUGUUUUUAAAGGAAAAACAACUAUCAAAUGGAAAGGAGAAUUCCUUAGUACAGGUUAGAGUUAGUUGUCUGGUGUCUUGGACUCCUCCCUGGCAGGAACACACCACAACUUGAAGAAAUGAGUCACCCGUGUUUCCUUGUGCCUCCUCCUAGUCAGUGCUGUCUUGUUUGGCGGUAGUUGUCGCUCCUCAACUCUUGCUUAUAUCCUUAAAAAUGAAGGUUUUGUAUUUUAAAUGUACUGCAUUGCAAAGGGUAGGCCUCACUGAAGUCGUGUGCCGUCGACUAACAUAUCUGUAUUUAUUGCGCCUUCCUUACCUGUUUUUUCUGUGAAUCUGCAUUGGGUCCCUGUGCCCACAUUGUUUUAGGUAGAAGCAGCAUUGGUGCGUGUGUCCCCACCCUUGCUCGUGACCAUAGGGUCAGAUCCCACUCGGCUGCAGCCUUGCUCAGCCUGGCCCUUGUUGGUCUUCACCAUGGACAUUCUAUUUCCCCUCCUUCUUAGAAAGGCGGGCAGAAUCCACACGUCCAUCAUUUUGGAAAACCUGUCCAUGAGUUUUGUGUUUUUAUUUUUCAGAUUAAUUGUUUCCUGUGAUUAGUUUCACUGUGUAAACUAGAUAUUAACUGCACUUCUUUAAAAACAAUGUACGUCUCCUGUUACCUCCUUGAAAGAUCAACUUCUCUAGGCCUUUUUCAGUGGGCUUAUGACUUCAGACAAGGAAAAAAAAACGGUAAAAACAAAAACAGUACGUGCCUGAAAAAUGACAAAAAAAAUCUUUUUUUUGUGAUGUUUAAAAAACCUGAAAAGCCUUGACUUCUUUGAUACGCUCGAAUUUUAUGAAAAUUGGUUUUUGCCUCGUGUAUUUGUUCCCGUUCUAAGCGACUUCAUGGCUUCUCUGUUGUCUCUGUGUAAAGUGUAGAGGAUGGGCUUGUGGCGGAAGCGUUUCAUCUGGUCAGUGGUUCCUUUGAUAUUGUACUGCUACUGGAUCUGGAUCUGCCGGAACCUGAGCCAUUGGGUGACUGGUCCUCUUUGGGGAGACCAUGGAGAAAGAGGGUAGAGGGGCUUAUCCAAGUUUUCUUAAACUGUUUGCAGAAACUUUGAAAAGGCAUUUGGCUAAAGCUCCCGGCAGUACAGUAUUCUUGUAUUCGUUAACGUUUGUGUUUAGGUACUGGUACCUUUUUGUUUAAAAAUGUUGUAAGUGUUGGCUUUAAAGUGAAUUUAUCUUUAGUAUGAUAGUUAUAUGAAAAUUAUAGGGUUUGUGUGCAGAGAAUUUUUUUAUAAAGUGCUUUGUAAAAAAAUGUAUUCUAGCUUUCGCGGUACAUAUGUGUGAUAACUUUAAUAUCCAUGACAGUUAAGUGCAAUUAUUUCUUCACUCUAAAAAUGCUAUUUUUGUGUCAGUUCCUGCAGGUGUUUUCAUGUCUUUGCAAAGUGACACAUUUUGAUGCCUUCUUGAUAAAGUGGUAGACAUUUUGUAGCUUUCUAGAAACUUUGUAUCCAUACGGUAUCAAUGAAAAAAAUAAAGAAAAUGAAAGUGUGGG